UAAUUCUCUGAACCGAAAAUCAUAAAAAUAAAAGCUUUGAUUUUUACGCAACUGCCAAAUCAUCCUCCAGCUUGUUUAUCUGAGGAAGUUGUCCAGGCCUGUUUUAGUGGCGUAAAGGCAAAUUAUAAGUCGCAAUUUGAAGUGGCUACAAGAUCAGUUUCACUCUUCACAUCAUCGCAUGCAUCCAGUUUGUUCCCGAUUGGUCCCUCCUCUUUCUGCAGCGCAUAUUCAUUGGCACUUCGAGCUGUCAAUCAAAGAAGGGACGCAUGUUUUGGUUUUCAGAAUUGAUGCUAUAGAAAACUCAUAAAAUUGCAGCUGAAACGGGAGAGAGGAUGCGGUCGGUAAGAACACAUUUAACAGCCUGUUGGACGCAGAAGUUGAGAGUCAUCAUCAUUCAAUCAAAAUAUCCUCUCUUUCUUGCUCUGGAGGGUUUAAAUAGGUAGAGGAAACGAUAAGGACUAUUAUAUUGUAUGGGGACUGACAUGCACACUUGGAAGUCAGAAGUCCAGAUGCAGAAAUCUGCAGCGCUUUUUGGGAUGGUCAGUCAUCAGACAGAUUUCACCGAGCUCACUUUCUCCAUGUUCAGCAGUAAAACAGACAUCUGCCCGAAACGCGUCCCUGCUGACGGCUGUGGCUCGAAUCCCGCCUCGAUACAGAUGCGCUGCGGAUCUGAAGAUCUCAAACUCCACACGCAUCACACCUCCAAACUUCACUGUUUCACCAUGUCACCUGGAGAGGUGAAUGGAGGAUGUAUCUCAUUCUCUUCAGAGAAGGAGAGCACUUCUGAGCUGACAGCGGAAGAAGGAAACUUGCUACGCUGUGGACAGAACCUGCCAGUUCAGCCUGGAGCCCAGUACCACCACAGCAGCCACUGUGAACAGCCCACACAAAAUCUUCACCUGCAGGAAAGCCCACACCGAGAUGCCAGGUCUGCUGGCUUUCAGACGGAUCUCAGCUCGUCGUCUCUGUCCGGUGGCGUCAAUGGGUGUCAUGCGUUGCCGUCGUACCCCAUCAAACAAGAGGGCUACAAGCUGGGAUCAUCCCUGGCCGACUUUUCAGGUGGGAUGGGAGCAGGUCGCAGGGAAUUGGACCGUCCGAGCAGCGGUGGUGGUGGCGGUGGCGAAGGUAACUUAGCAACCGUUCUGUCGUUGUCGGCAAUGGCGGUGACUGUGUAUCCAUUUAAUAAUGAAGAUGGCUCCUCCCCGCUGGCUUUGUCCCCGAGCUCGCGUCACUCAGCAAGGCCGAACGCGAGCGGACUGAAGAGACGCUGCCUCUCGGUGGCCUCCCAGUCAGCCUCGGAGGGAAUCGAUAUUGCCGCGAACAUCUGCUCCUCCCAGAUGUCCUGCGCUAACGGCCUGCGCACCAAUUCGUCGUCGCCUACCGCCGCCACGUUCUCCCACAAGCCUCUCCCCACACCCAGCCCUCAGCUGCCGUCACCUUCCACCUCGUCCUGCCUCCUACCCUUGUCCUCUUCGUCCUCGUCCUCCUCGGUGUCGUCGGUGGAGCAUUGCGAGGACGUAGGCUCCAUGCAGCCGGGGCCCGGCGUGGGUAGCAGCGACGGGCUUGGACUUCUCAUACAGCCCGGCGCUGUGCUGGACGGCUGUGCGGCGACGCUGAAACAAGAACCGGUGGAUGAGUUCUCUCCAAGUGAGGAGGAGCUCUUUCAGCAUCACUAUCACCAUCUGACGAGCCGCGGAAGCCACUGCGGUGGGCAUUCCCACCACCACCACCAUCACCACCACCACCAAACAGGCCCCCCACGGCCGCCCAUGCCCCCUCCCUACCACCUGCACCAGUACAUGGGCUCCGGCCCAGGAGCUCUACUGCAUCUUCAGAGCCAGCAGCAGUCUCCACCCUCAGGCCUGCUGGCACAACCCAAACCCACAGGCCUGGUCGAACAGCAGGUGGGAGACAGGGAGGAUGUAUUUAGCGAUAAGCAGGUAUGCCGAUGGAUUGACUGCAGCGCCGCGUAUGAGCAGCAGGAGGAGCUGGUUAGGCAUAUCGAGAAGGUCCACAUUGACCAGCGCAAGGGCGAGGACUUCACCUGCUUUUGGGCCGGAUGCGUCCGGCGCUACAAACCCUUCAACGCCCGCUACAAGUUGCUCAUCCACAUGAGGGUUCACUCUGGAGAGAAACCUAACAAAUGCAUGUUUGAAGGGUGUAACAAAGCUUUCUCACGGCUGGAGAAUCUGAAGAUUCACCUGCGGAGUCACACAGGAGAGAAGCCGUACCUGUGCCAGCAUCCGGGCUGUCAGAAAGCAUUCAGCAACUCCAGUGACAGGGCAAAGCACCAGCGCACACAUCUAGACACUAAACCAUAUGCGUGUCAGAUCCCUGGCUGCACUAAACGCUACACAGACCCCAGCUCCCUCCGCAAGCAUGUGAAGAUCCACUCGGCCAAAGAGCAGCAGGUGCGUAGGAAGCUAAGGGCCUGCCCCCAUUUAGAAUCAGAUGCCCUGAGCGAAUGUCUGUCAAUGCAGCAUCUGCAUGGCCCCGCCCCUUCCCAGCAUCCCCACUGUCCUGCCACCUCUCAGCACUCUCUGAAUGGGAAAGAAGGCCGUUCCCCAGCGCUCGGGCAGGAGAUAUUCACAGGCCUGUACGCCGGCUCCAGCACGACACACAAUGGAGCCCCACUUGAGUUGCUCUCUUCUGGACCUGACCUGCCCCCCAGGCAGCCCCGCCUGGACCGCGACAUUGGCAGCCCCCACCAUCUCUCCCCGCUGUCUGGCCUCGAGAACAACCGGGAAGGGUUAUCUGGAGCUUUGCUGUCUCCAGGGAUCAGUCUGCUGAAGGCCACUACGUCUCCUCCACCAACACUAGAGAAGCAACAGAACUCUUCUUCCAGCCAGCAACACCUCCACACUCACCAUAAACCCUACACCGCCUUCCACAACCUACCUUCAAGUGAGGAUUACCGUGGCAACUUCCAGAGCUGUUUCCAUUUUGGUGACGGCUACAGAAUGGACCAGUCCAUUAGCGGCCAUCAACCUGAGUCCCACAGCUUCAACACAAACCCACACAAUGGCUUCCACAUGAGCUGUUCCACCAGCACCUCUUCCACAGGUUUCAGCUUGGUACCAGACAUCAUAGGAUCAGGCUGCCAGUUCUCACCGGGCACAGAGGAGAGCGUUUUCUUUCAGGUGGGCGGCUUCGAUCGUGGCUUGAGCCAAAUGUCGUCAGUGUACACAGAGACAUAGGACCAGCUUACCUUGUCAGCCAUCAAUACAAUUGUCGUCUUUCAGACCAAAAUGUUCUUUUCACCUCUGCAGUUUCAACUUGUCAAUUCAACUUUUUAAAAAAAAAAUCCCUAAAA
Labeo rohita (rohu) is the source of this 3313-nucleotide messenger RNA. It is a transcript of the gene glis1b, whose product is annotated as zinc finger protein GLIS1. Gene Ontology annotation, molecular function: RNA polymerase II cis-regulatory region sequence-specific DNA binding; DNA-binding transcription factor activity, RNA polymerase II-specific. Gene Ontology annotation, biological process: regulation of transcription by RNA polymerase II. Bases 471 to 3197 code for a protein of 908 amino acids. The record is from RefSeq and is a predicted model, not a curated record. The transcript is spliced from 12 exons. Gene Ontology annotation, cellular component: nucleus. Lineage: Eukaryota; Metazoa; Chordata; Actinopteri; Cypriniformes; Cyprinidae.